AAAAUUCGUUAUUAGAAACUGAUAUUUAUUGCACUGCCAAAUCUUGGGAAACAAAACCACCAAGAUAAUCCAUCUGCUGCGGCGAUAACUCAUUCUGAGAUGACUCGCUUCGAACGAAUUUGAAUCCAAGGUUGUCUUCUUAUGUACUGCACGGUACGAGAUGGGUCUUUUCACUAUCAGGAAGUCAAAGAACGAGCCCUCGGGCUCUCCCAGCACAGACAAGAAAGGCAAUGAUGACGACUCUCAGGGAGGAAAGGCCUCAUUCAGGCGGAAGAGUUUGUGUCAGAAAGUUGAUACCACGGGUGUCAUAGCGAUUUUCCUCGGCCCACCUAUGUUACUUCUAGCCAUCACAUUCCUGGUUCUUUUUUGGUGGGAGUCAAUAAAGGCGAUUGAGGGGGAAGAGCCAGAGGCAUACUGGUUUCGCAUUGUCGAUGCAGACUGGGCGACUCGACUGGUCACGAUAUGCACCACCACUAUCCGAGCCGUGGUAUCCUUCCAGGCCGGUCUUGCUACAGCGAUGGUCGCAGGGAUCGUCCUGGAGACCAGAGGUAUUCCACUAUUCCACGGACCGUUGUACUCCAUCCUGCGAGCGGUUAAAGUGGCACCAAGUAGCCUGUUCACCGCGACCGAUUUUCGGCCUCAUCUGCCGCCAUUCAUCUACACACUCGUCGUCGCCGAAGUCCUCGUGACUACUGUCUCCCAGUUCCUUUCUACGAUCUACCUCUCUGACUUCACCGAUGGUACCUUCACCCAGAGCGAUAACUCCACGAACGUCAAGCUCAUCGACAGCGGUUAUAUGGCUGCGAAUGGCUGGUGGACUAUGCCCCCUGCAGCGAGCUGGACCUUUGGCGAGCUAUCGGAGCCCUUCAAGGAGGCAACAGGGUACCAUGAUACCGGGCAUACGUUCCGAGCUUUUCUUCCUUUCGAUGAGGAGGCACAGCGAUUGACCUUGCGAAAGUUCCGUGGCCCGGUCCCUAUCAUGGACCACCGUGUCGUUUGCGCAAGCGCGCCGCUGCAGAACCUGACCCUCGCUUUGUCUACUGGUGAUGAUGCACAGCUGUCCGGCAUAAUCCCCACGGAUAAUCUGUCAUAUCCGUUGCUGUUUAAUGAGAAGACAGAGCCACAUAUACAAUUCAGCUGCAAAGUACCCAGACCAUAUGUGUGGGAGUCCAGCACCACAAAUGAAACCGGCAUAUGCCUCACUAGCACCGGGAUAUUAAACUGGACGGUGCUGCAAGAAAAUCCUCUAGUUCAGCCGGGCGGAUAUCCCGACGCUUCGCAGUUGUUCAUCAUCAUUGACCUCGUCUCUGAGAUGGCGGUCCUUAACCAAGGCUUCGCAACGACUAUCGAUCUCCACGCGGUGCAGACCGACGGCCCUUGGUCGAUGGCGAGAAAUGCAUCCGGUGCCGAUGCGUUGCGGGUGUCAGCCUGCCUCACCAACCUGGCCAGCCAAACCAUCACUGCCGGGAUGAACAGCUCGUCGGACAACCAAGAGCCGAAGCUGACCUGGAACAAUUACACGCAGGGGUACGACACGGAAGCCUCGCGACGCCAGCUGGGCGCCUCACGUACCCGGGAUAGCUUUGAUCGCAGGGGGGUGCUCGCACUGGAGCCGAGAUCCCAGUGGGGACAGGUGGCCUCGGUGAAGAACUACAGGACCGGAGAUAUCAACGGUGCAAUGACAGGGUUUUUCAUGGCGAUCCGCGUGUCCCUGCCCACAUUUUUGAUGUCGUACAGUAACUUAACUUCCGAUCCAGGCGCCAUCUUCUCCAAGAGGGAUACCGCAUUCGCUGACGCAGCCGCACAUCAGACUCACGUGGAUUUGUUUCACGACACUUUGAACGCGACCGACAGCCCGGCUCUGGCUAUCCAGGCUCUGCUCACAAGGAUAUACCAAAUGUGUUAUUACGACCAGUUUGCCAAGUUCCAAGCGACAGCAGCAUCGACGACUGCAUUCUCGACCGUCGAGUCCCUCCCGGCCCAAUGGACCGGCUUCAUUUUGGGCACGGUACUCGUUGCAACCCAUCUCGUCAUCGUCACGAUCAUCAUCAUCCAGUUUAUCAAGCAGACAGACCACUCUAUCAUCGGUAAUUACUGGCAGACAGUCUCGCAGGUCGUCUCGGAGGAAACGCGCCCGAUACUGGAGCAAGCGGAUAGAAUGGAUGACCAGGAAGUCAAGCGCUGGGUCAAGCGCAACCUCCAGCACUUCAAGAGUCAUCGUAUUCUGCGGGAUCAGCGUAACGGGCAGGUGUCUCUUGGUAUGGUAGAGAGCGGUGUACCUAUCAAGAACGAGGCACCGCCCGGGUGGAUCUGAAAAAAAAAAUCCGAUACAUGCAGUGCUUCGGAAGAUACAUGUACAUAUCCUGGAGAUGUUUUUUAUAAUCGUUCGUACUGUGGGACACGGUGCGGGGCCACGU
Messenger RNA from Aspergillus aculeatinus CBS 121060, 2417 nucleotides. RefSeq lists its product as uncharacterized. Bases 161 to 2314 code for a protein of 717 amino acids. The record is from RefSeq and is a predicted model, not a curated record. Lineage: Eukaryota; Fungi; Ascomycota; Eurotiomycetes; Eurotiales; Aspergillaceae. The transcript has a single exon.